Molecule: messenger RNA, 1093 nt
Organism: Eruca vesicaria subsp. sativa (arugula)
Lineage: Eukaryota; Viridiplantae; Streptophyta; Magnoliopsida; Brassicales; Brassicaceae
Source: the annotation of a GenBank genome assembly
AUGCCGAAGAGAACGACGCAUACUUACUCUAGCGAGGACGCGGCGCCGGAAGGACCAGACUCCGAUCUCUUCGUUUACUACUGCAAACACUGUGGCUCUCAUGUCCUCAUCACUGAUACUCAAUUGCAGAAGAUGCCAAAGAGGAAGACAGACAGAUCCAGUGUGCUGGACAAGAAGAAGCACCUUGCUAGGUUGAAUGUCAGCGAGGGAGGGAAAGUUUUAUUAAAACGCGGCGAAGGGAAAAUGGAGAGACAGUUUAGAAUGAACUGUAUUGGUUGUGAGCUUUUCGUUUGUUACCGCGCUGAAGAGAGUCUUGAUACAGCUUCCUUCGUUUAUAUUGUUGAUGGAGCACUUAGUGCUGUUGCUGCAGAAACUAACCCACAGGAUGCACCAGUACCUCCCUGCAUUUCACAGAUCUCCGGUGGACUUGUUCAGGUUGCAAUAGAAGUGGAAGACCGUGCUCAACGUUCAGCCAUCACAAGAGUAAACGCUGAUGAUGUUCGUGUUACUAUUGCCGCACCUGCAGCUCGUGGGGAAGCUAACAACGAGCUUUUGGAGUUCAUGGGAAGGGUGCUUGGUUUAAGGUUAAGCCAGAUGACUCUCCAAAGAGGCUGGAAUAGCAAAUCAAAACUCCUCGUGGUCGAGGAUUUAUCUUCUAGACAAGUGUAUGAGAAGCUUCUUGAGGCGGUUGCACCCUAAAUUAUGCGGUUAGUGAAAGACAUUAACCGAGAGCUCUGCAACCCUUUUCUUUAACACACUCUGUAACGGGUUUGUCUCAGCGAUGAAAAGGGUUAACAUUUUACUUGAGAAGAAAGACAAGAUUUUACUUUCUCAUCACUGUUUUCAUCUUUCAAACCAUUAGUCAUCAUAACCUUUUGAUACUUUGAGAAAUGUUUAUCUUUUGAACUAGAAAUUGAGAAAAGAAAAUUCACUUUUACAAUUUGUCACGUUUAAUAUGGCUAGUCAAAUACUUGUGUAACCUUGCUUAUUAAAUAUGACCUACACUGAUCUCUAGGUACCUCACUUUUUAAUCAAAAUCGUUUGUUACUUUUGUUUUGGUCUUUUAAGCAAACCAGUCCAGAUCGUUUUGGCA